Messenger RNA from Pseudoliparis swirei, 4008 nucleotides. RefSeq names its product very-long-chain (3R)-3-hydroxyacyl-CoA dehydratase-like. Gene Ontology annotation, biological process: very long-chain fatty acid biosynthetic process; fatty acid elongation; sphingolipid biosynthetic process. The record is from RefSeq and is a predicted model, not a curated record. NCBI's taxonomy places the organism in Eukaryota, Metazoa, Chordata, Actinopteri, Perciformes, Liparidae. The coding region runs from base 239 to 1321 and encodes 360 amino acids. Gene Ontology annotation, cellular component: endoplasmic reticulum membrane. Gene Ontology annotation, molecular function: 3-hydroxyacyl-CoA dehydratase activity. The transcript has 11 exons.
GUUUGAAGACUCUUAUUUUGAAACUUAAAAUUUAGCGCUUUAGGUUUCUUAUCUUGAAGUCCGCGAGCGACCUCCUCUUCCCGGAAGCGAGCUCCCAUCAGCUGGCGCUCCAUCCCCCGCUGUUGUCUGCGUGUGUUGGGGGUUGUCAGACUGACGGAAGGCUUUCAGUUCAUCCGUUUUGAGUAACAUUCCCCUAGUUUGUUUGGCAUGUAACUCUCAGAAGACACAAAGUUUUACCAUGCAGAUCCUCACCCCUCAUGUCUACUGGUCUCAGCGGCACGGAGAGAUUUAUCUCCGGGUGGACCUGAGCGACGCGAAGAAUCUCGAAAUCAGCUUGCAAGAAAACAACACGCUCCAGUUCAGAGCACAGGGCCAUGGAGCUAAAGGAGUUAAUGAAUACAAGUUCAGUUUGGAGUUCUUGGAGCCUGUUAGACCUGAGAUCAAGCAUAAGUCCACCCAGCGUCAGGUGGACAUCAAGAUCAAGAAGCAGGAGGACCGCUGGUGGAACCGGCUGACCCUGCAGGGGAAGAAGCCUCUGUUUCUGACCCCGGACUUCGACCGCUGGCUGGACGAGUCUGACGCAGAGAUGGAGCUUCAAGCUAAGGAGGAGAAGAUCAACAAGAUAAGUGUCGAGUCAAGAGUCCGUAAAGACCCCUACCUCGGGCUGAAGAAAGGAUACCUGUUCAUGUACAACCUGGUGCAGUUCUUGGGGUUUUCCUGGAUCUUUGUCAACAUGACGGUUCGACUCUUCAUUCUGGGUCAAGACUCGUUCUACGAUACCUUCCACACCACGGCCGACAUGAUGUAUUUCUGUCAGAUGUUGGCCGUGCUCGAGGUCAUCAACCCCUUGUUGGGUCUGGUUAAGAGCGGCUUUUUUCCUGCUAUGUUACAGGUGGCCGGGAGGAACGUCAUUCUGUUUGUUGUCUUUGGCAGUCUGGAGGAUAUGCAGAACAAACCCGUGGUUUUCUUCGUGUUCUACCUGUGGAGUACCAUUGAGAUCUUCAGGUACCCUUUCUACAUGCUGGCCUGCAUCAGCACUGAGUGGAAGCUGUUAACGUGGCUGAGGUACAAUCUCUGGAUCCCGCUCUACCCGCUGGGAGGUGUGGCUGAAGCCGUGGCCGUGAUCCAGUCCCUGCCCAUCUUCGAUGAGACGCGUCUGUUCAGCUUGCCCCUCCCCGCGCUCCUGGGACACUCUUUAAGCUUCUCCUACACUCUGCGUGUCUACCUGGUCCUCAUGUUCCUGGGGCUUUUCACCAAUUGCCGCCACCUGUACAAGCAGAGGAGGAGACGAUACCGCACGAGGAAACCGAAAGUCCAGUAAAUCGUCAGUUUGUUUUCGAACACACUCUGACGUGCCGUCCCCUUCAAGAUUAAGCUGCUGUUUAUUUUCCUUUUUCCUUGCCUUUCCUUAACUUCCUACACACACACACACAUUGACCUGCUGUUGGAGUACUGUUCCCCUCAUUCCUCCACUGGGUGAACUUCUCCAGUCCAAACCCUGUAAAUCCUACUGAACGGAGGUCACCUGAAAACACUGCCGGUUGAUCCAGUGCUUUACUCUCACCACGUUUAUUCUAUUAUCAAUGUUCGUAUUUAUCAACUUUUUGAUAUUAUAUAAUUCUAUUUAUAUAAUUGUUUUUUAUUCUGUUGAUUUACUUGUUCCUUUAAAUGCAAGAGUGCUCUCUUAAUGAACAUCCAGGAGUAAUUAGUUUUAGAGUCGUAGAUUAAGGAAACGAUAUCUGUGAACAAACACGCCGCAACAGAUCUGCCAUUUCCACUUUAUUUAGAUUGUUCACAUGAGUUCAGGUUAUUUUCGCAACCUGUUCUCACUCACGACUCCUCAAAAACGGUCUCGUGGCCGGAGGAGUUAUGACGGGAGUGGAGAGAAAUGACACUCGACCAAGCAAGUCCACAUAGGGAGCAGGUCGGGGUGGAUGGAUGAGUCAAGCUAACACAGGACUUUAACCCAGGAGACCGCUGUUUGUGUUUGUGUAGGCUUCUUUUAACGUGCGUGACAUGAUUUACUUCACGUAACUUAAGUUAUGUAACUUAAGCAACAGACAUACUUACUUGAACCCAAGCCCUGGUUCUUUUCCUAAACCCAUCAACACAGUUUUGUUUGGAAACAAACCCGUAACCGCAUGUUGAAUUCUGAUGGACUGUCCUCCAUGUUGAAGUCUGAUGGACUUUCCUCCAUGUUGAAGUCUGAUGGACUUUCCUCCAUGAUGAAGUCUGAUGGACUUUCCUCCAUGAUGAAGUCUGAUGGACUUUCCUCCAUGAUGAAGUCUGAUGGACUGUCCUCCAUGUUGAAGUCUGAUGGACUGAAAAAUGAUGCUCCUCUAUCUGUGAAUUUGGAGUACACUGCUUUUGUUUAGAAUGCAAGAAACGAGCAAAUCCAGGUGAUCUGAGGUGUUUGCUUGUUUUCUUCAGGGAUUUGUUGUGUGAAAAACGGCCCGUAAACAACGUGUUUAUCUUGAGAACGUACUGUAUUUAAAAUCGCCUUGAGUUUAAAAAUGGUUCCUGCUCCCGACUGCAUGCAGACGCAACGAUCAAGCGAAGCGAUUUGGAACUUGUGGAUUUUUGUAAGAAUCCGUCUCCGGCGAUGUCGAGUUGUGAAGCGAACACGACUUUUAUGGUUCCAGAAUCGACAGAUAUUAUUUCAGAGGCCUUUUUGCAUGAAAACACCGUCUCUUCACUACAACCCGUUUUUAUUCCGAACACUGCCACUUGGAUGAAGCGGUCAUUUAUUUAACUUCUGUGAAUUUUAGUAAACUGUGCAAAUUACUGGAGACGUAAAUAUACAUUUAUUUAUGUUCCUGACACAACUCACACAUAACUCUCUGUUGGUAACCUGCGACACGCGGUGAUGCUUAUACCUCAUGAUGUGAAGUUAGUACUGUCAUGUUAAAAACUUCAAAAAAUAUAACUGAUUGUUAAAAACUGAAUUAAGUUAAAUUAUUUGAGAUCAUUAGUCUGAGAUGUUUACAGCAGACGGGAAAAAGACGAGUGAGUUGAGGUUCAGACAUUCGAUACCUGAUGCAAACACUUCUCGAUUCUUUCUAUGAAACAUAAUCUUACUAAACCAUCAGAAAUAUUCUACUUAUUGUUGGUAAAAAUGCAAAUACACUGUUCAAUGAAUAUCUUGGGCUCGAUUUAUAUUUAACUAGAAUGGGCACUCAGUAGAGCGCAUACCUUCGCAUAUCACAAGAUUGGGCAUUGAAUUAUGAACAUGUUGGCAUUAGUUGCAUGCCAAUUGGAUACAAAUUGACCGUGCUAUGGUAAAAAGAAGAUAUUGACCUUUUUAUGACCUUGACCUUUGACCCGAUUGAUCCCAAAAUCUAAUCAAAUGGUCCCCGGAUAAUAACCAAUCAUCCCACAAAAUUUCAUGCGAUUCGGUUUAAUACUUUUUGUGUUAUGCGAGUAACACGCAUACAAAUAAAUAAAUACACGGCGAUCAAAACAUUACCUUGCGCAUUGAACAUUACCUUGCGCAUUUUCAAUGCGAAGGUAAUAAACCUAAUUUAGGGGAUAAUUUGUAUUUCUUUACCCUCAAAUAUUGAUAUCUGUAUCGACGUCAUAACAUCCGGUAUUGGUUUGGUACAUAUAUUUUUAAAUGUAGUUUUCAAGGAGCAGCAGCUUCUUAAAACGUCUUAACAUUACAGGGAACUCUCGUGGCUAAAUGGACAGAUGUAACUUGAUUUUAGCAGUAAAUGUUAGUUUUAUAAAGAAUCUUUUGAUUUGAUGGUUAGUUCCAUGUGAAGCCCACUUGGCCCAAACGUUUUGUUUUCUUUGUCUAUUCCAAGCUGUUCACCUUUUGAGCCUUCUUGUUUGUUUUAUAUUUAUUUGUCUUGACUGAAGUUUUUGAUUCAUUUGUUUCAGAUUUCUAAGUAAGUAUGGGAUUGAUGUGUAAUGGACAUGCAGCUUGAUUUAGACGUUUUAAACCCAAAUUCAAACUUGAUUGUGUGUCACACUUAGGGUUUCCUGACAAAAUAAACAUCAGAGUUCCUA